This is a messenger RNA of Lachancea nothofagi CBS 11611, 1491 nucleotides long. The record is from the annotation of a GenBank genome assembly. Lineage: Eukaryota; Fungi; Ascomycota; Saccharomycetes; Saccharomycetales; Saccharomycetaceae.
AUGGCAUUUAAAGUCGAUAAAAAAUCAAUUGAUACGCAUCAAGAAUUUAAGGCUAAAACAACCCUCUUUUGCACUUCCAGGCGUGUUGCCAGUAGCUUUACAAUGAAAAUACUGAUACCUCUGGAUAAGACGCUUGCUGGCGAUGCGCAAAAGCUACUGGAAUCACAUCUGGACCGCAAGUUUGUUGUGUUCGAUGAAGAUUUGAGAAUAUUCUUCCAAUUGGAGCAACAUGACUUCCUUGAAUCAAUCCAGAUUUAUAUCAACGAGGCCUGCGUUUACAAGUGUGACAAAAGUGAAGACUGUAUAGACAAGCACGAAAGUGGAUUGUUGGAACUUCGAAAAUCAGUCCUAAGGGAUUAUAUUUUCCGCUCGAACAUAGUGAUGAACAAUGGGCACAAGAAUACCUGGCAAAUAAAAGCAGUAACUACUCUUCGAAAACCCCCUGAAUGGGGACAAGAGAAUGGGAAUGAUGUUGCAGAAGAUGAAGAAUUGUAUUUGCCUAGUUUCGAGCCUCUAGGGGCAGUACUCUCUUCAAAAACGAGUCUAGAAAAGCCAGAACAGCCUGAGAUUAGCACCGUCGAAGUGAAGUACCCGAUACACACUUUACUGAAUGUGAGGCUGCGGAACGUUGCAGUACCCGCAAAACGAUGCAUAUACUCGUCAUUGGAUCUGCAAACAGCCCAGUCUUGCCAUAACCUCAUCAGUGAGUAUAAGCUUUCGAAUUUCAAAAUCUCGAUAGAUGAGAUCGACUACCGUUUGAUUCGCAACUAUUCAAGUGCUCCAGUGCACCCAGUGCGUCCUAUAAGCGCGGCUUUGGAGCUUGGUCUGUGGGAUAGUUACAGCGUUAACUACCAGUUGCCGCAAACGAAAAAUCUCGAGUCUCAUCGAGUCGUCGUGUCACUUCGAUAUACAGUGCAUGCCGCUCCCUACGCGUUUGUUAUCAAAACCAACUGGGAAACAGAUGUCACGCUGCGAAAACAGAACACAAUGAUGGGUCUCCCGUCUCAGCCCACGUCCGUGCUCUCAACUACCCCGAUGCUGACGCCGUCAAUGAAGUUUGCGUCUUCAAUGACUUCUCUAGUGACGCCCAGUAAGCUCAACAACGUUAAAUUUGAGUUCCUGGUCAGUCAGUUGACGUGUCAGAAAGGUGUUAAGUUUUCUUUGCCGUUACAAAUAGUGAACCACUCCCAGGCGCCUUUAGAUAUUGUGGUCUACUGUACCAACUCUGCCCUUGAACCUCAAGGACAAUUUCCCGUUGAGAAAGAAUACAUGCUACACAAACGAUGGAUGAAAAACACAGAAGCCAUUAUUCUAUUAUCUAACGAUCACAGACUACCCACCAUACCGGUCUCUGAGACUUUCUGUGCCGACCUGGAGUUUUUUGCAAUUUUGUCCGGUUAUUAUCAGGGCAUUCCGGGACUCAGAAUCCUCGACUUGAAUUCUCAAGAAAUCACCAAUAUUGGAGCUGGUGUAAAGAUACUUAUAGAGUGA